Molecule: messenger RNA, 2610 nt
Organism: Brachypodium distachyon (stiff brome)
Lineage: Eukaryota; Viridiplantae; Streptophyta; Magnoliopsida; Poales; Poaceae
Product: probable alkaline/neutral invertase F
Exons: 6
Coding region: 669-2327 (552 amino acids)
Biological process (GO): sucrose catabolic process
Molecular function (GO): endo-alpha-N-acetylgalactosaminidase activity; sucrose alpha-glucosidase activity
Source: RefSeq, a predicted model, not a curated record
AAGAUCAGCAGCAGCAGCCAACAGCAGAGCAGAGAUUUGAGAUUUCGAACAGCAGCAGGGGGGAGACCAGAGCGCCCCCAUUUCGCGCGCCUCCCUAUAUAUACCACAGCCCCCGCGCAACUCCGGCGCAUUCUCCCCGCGCCCCGCCCGACAACUCCACUCCUCCCCGCCUGCGCUGCCCGAGCCCGAUCCGACGCCGCCCUGCUCUGCCCACGAUGCGGGAUCGGUAAUGGGGGUUGGCCAGUGCAGUGCUCCAGUGGCGAUCCGUCCCGGCGAACAAGAGUUGUUGAGUCGCCGGAGAGCUGCUGGUGGUGGUAUGCUAGCUGUUCCGGCGCCGAAUUCGCCGCGCAGCUUUCCAAAUUAACGGGGAAUAAUCUCGAUGAUGAUGAGAGAAAGGGAUAAGUUUUCCUACUAGAAUUAUUGCGCUUUCCAAACCCAUGCUAUUAGGAGCCUGUCAUUGCCACAGAAUUGGUCAGCUUCAGUUCUUAUUUUUAUUUUAAGAGAAAAAAGGGACGAGCUCUUCUCUUCCUCCCUGCAGUGGAUACUCUAAAUUCAGAUCCGGCCUCGUGGUUGGCUAUGUCGGUCGUCGCAGCACUCUGCAGGCUCUGAUUGCAUAUCGAGCCCUUGUGUCCUGAGCUUUGAAUAUUAACUGACCGUAACAGGAUAGCAUGAAGAGGGUUUCAUCCCAUGUUUCCAUUGCCUCAGAGGCAGAGAUCAAUCUUGAUCUUUCGCGGUUACUAAUUGACAAGCCAAGAUUCACGUUGGAGCGGAAGAGGUCGUUUGAUGAACAGUCGUGGAGCGAGCUCUCCCAUCGCCCAAAUGAUGGCUUUGAUAGUGUGAUGCAUUCACCUGCAUUCCCCACUGGUUUGGAUUCACCAUUCUCAAUGGGCACACACUUUGGCGAGCCAAGCGGGCCACACCCUCUUGUGAAUGAGGCAUGGGAGGCACUUAGGAAAUCUGUAGUAUAUUUCCGUGGCCAACCAGUUGGUACAAUUGCUGCAGUAGAUCAUGCAUCCGAGGAGGUUCUCAAUUAUGAUCAGGUUUUUGUACGGGAUUUUGUCCCUAGUGCAUUGGCUUUUCUGAUGAACAAUGAGCCCGAAAUAGUGAAGAACUUCCUCUUGAAAACUCUCCACCUGCAAAGCUCAGAGAAAAUGGUAGACCGGUUCAAGCUUGGGGCAGGAGCAAUGCCUGCAAGUUUCAAGGUGGACCGAAACAAAAGCAGAAACACUGAAACAUUAGUUGCAGAUUUUGGUGAGAGCGCGAUUGGCAGGGUGGCACCUGUGGACUCUGGAUUUUGGUGGAUUAUUCUCCUCCGGGCGUAUACAAAGUAUACUGGAGAUGUUAGUUUGUCUGAAUCACCUGAUUGUCAGAAGUGCAUGAGGCUGAUUCUGAAUCUCUGCUUAUCUGAGGGAUUUGAUACUUUCCCAACUCUGCUCUGCACAGAUGGUUGCUCAAUGAUUGAUCGGCGAAUGGGUAUAUAUGGUUACCCUAUUGAGAUCCAAGCUCUAUUCUACAUGGCAUUAAGAUGUGCUCUUCAAAUGCUUAAGCCGGAUGGUGAAGGGAAGGAGUUCAUAGAGAAGAUAGGGCAACGGCUACAUGCAUUAACCUACCACAUGAGAAAUUACUUCUGGCUAGAUUUCCCACAUCUAAAUAACAUUUAUAGAUACAAAACAGAGGAGUACUCCCACACUGCUGUUAACAAAUUCAAUGUCAUUCCGGAUUCAAUCCCCGACUGGGUGUUUGAUUUCAUGCCAUGCCGAGGAGGCUACUUUCUUGGCAACGUCAGCCCUGCUAUGAUGGACUUCAGGUGGUUUGCUCUUGGAAAUUGCAUUGCCAUUAUAUCAUCUCUGGCUACUCCAGAGCAGUCGUCUGCAAUAAUGGAUUUGAUCGAGGAGCGGUGGGAUGAGCUAGUGGGCGAGAUGCCUCUGAAGAUAUCCUAUCCUGCAAUUGAGAACCAUGAGUGGAGAAUAAUCACAGGCUGUGACCCCAAGAAUACCCGCUGGAGUUAUCACAACGGAGGAUCUUGGCCAGUUCUUCUAUGGCUGCUAACAGCAGCCUGCAUCAAGACUGGGCGGCCACAAAUGGCGAAGCGCGCCAUUGAGCUCUCGGAGGCCAGGCUUCUCAAGGACGGAUGGCCCGAGUACUAUGAUGGCAAGCUGGGAAGGUUCAUCGGCAAGCAGGCAAGGAAGUUCCAAACAUGGUCUAUUGCCGGGUACCUCGUCGCCCGAAUGAUGCUUGAGGACCCGUCGACGCUCAUGAUGAUCUCCAUGGAGGAGGACCGGCCUGUGAAGCCGACGAUGCGGCGCUCAGCGUCAUGGAAUGCCUGAAAAUCAGGGUGGUUUUUUUCUGGAGAAAAUUUUACUGUCCAAUGUCAUAGAGAUGGUGUCUGUCCAAACAUGAACAGAAAAAAGGAGUCCAAAGUUGGUUGUAAUUGUACUCUGUCAAUUAGGGGGCAGAGGUGUAUACCGUAGAUGAUCAUAUGAGUCACACAGCAUUUCCUUGUGAGUCAUUUGGUUUAGCUGCAAAAAAAAAACCACACGUGAAGCUUUGUGUCCUGGUGAAACCUUGAUUUUUUUUUGAAUAAAAUACUUGAUUCCUUAUCUGUUUGAA